Capra hircus (goat) is the source of this 3102-nucleotide messenger RNA. RefSeq names its product transcription factor 7 (T-cell specific, HMG-box) (gene TCF7). Gene Ontology annotation, molecular function: DNA-binding transcription factor activity, RNA polymerase II-specific; RNA polymerase II cis-regulatory region sequence-specific DNA binding. NCBI's taxonomy places the organism in Eukaryota, Metazoa, Chordata, Mammalia, Artiodactyla, Bovidae. Gene Ontology annotation, cellular component: beta-catenin-TCF complex. The record is from RefSeq and is a predicted model, not a curated record. Bases 196 to 1395 code for a protein of 399 amino acids. The transcript is spliced from 11 exons. Gene Ontology annotation, biological process: canonical Wnt signaling pathway; regulation of transcription by RNA polymerase II.
CUCCCGGAGCCUCUCAACCCCGCGCCCGCGCCCCGCGCCCCGCGCCCCGCGCCCGCAGCCCGCCCAGGCGGAGUCAGCCCGCGCUCCGCCCGCUGCGAUCCGGGCUCGGAGGUCCGGACUCCGGGCUCGCCGCCUCCCGGGCCGGCUCCGCGCCCCGCACCCCCGAGCCCCGCGCCCCCGCAGGCUGAGCGCACCAUGCCGCAGCUGGACUCGGGCGGGGGUGGCGCGGGCGGCGGCGACGACCUCGGCGCGCCGGACGAGCUGCUGGCCUUCCAGGACGAGGGCGAGGAGCAGGACGACAAGAGCCGCGACAGCGCCGCGGGCCCCGAGCGCGACCUGGCUGAGCUCAAGUCGUCGCUCGUCAAUGAGUCCGAGGGCGCGGCCAGCGACGCGGGGGUCCCGGGGGCGGGCGCCGGUGCCCGCGGCGAGGCCGAGGUCGGGGCGGAGGCUCUCGGGCGGGCACACACUUCGCAGAGACUUUUCCCCGACAAACUUCCAGAGUCUCUGGAAGACGGCCUGAAGGCCCCGGAGUGCACCAGCGGCAUGUACAAAGACACCGUCUACUCCGCCUUCAAUCUGCUCAUGCACUACCCGCCCCCCUCGGGAGCAGGGCAGCACCCCCAGCCGCAGCCCCCGCUGAACAAGGCCAGUCAGCCUUCCCAUGGCGUCCCCCAACUUUCUCCUCUCUAUGACCAUUUCAGCAGCCCACACCCCACACCUGUACCAGCUGACAUCAGCCAGAAGCAAGGAGUUCACAGGCCUCUGCAGACCCCUGACCUCUCUGGCUUCUACUCUCUGACCUCAGGCAGCAUGGGACAGCUCCCCCACACUGUGAGCUGGCCCAGCCCUCCUCUCUACCCCCUGUCCCCUUCCUGCGGAUAUAGACAGCACUUCCCUGCCCCCACCGCAGCCCCUGGCGCCCCCUACCCCAGGUUCACCCAUCCACCCCUGAUGCUAGGUUCUGGUGUCCCUGGUCACCCCGCAGCCAUCCCCCACCCAGCCAUCGUACCCUCUUCAGGGAAGCAGGAGCUGCAGCCCUAUGACCGCAGCCUGAAAGCUCAAGCAGACUCUAAGGCAGAGAAGGAAGCCAAGAAGCCGACCAUCAAGAAGCCCCUCAACGCCUUCAUGCUAUACAUGAAGGAGAUGAGAGCCAAAGUCAUUGCGGAAUGCACGCUCAAGGAGAGUGCUGCCAUCAACCAGAUCCUGGGCCGUCGGUGGCACGCACUGUCCCGGGAAGAGCAGGCCAAGUAUUAUGAGCUGGCCCGCAAGGAGAGGCAGCUGCACAUGCAGCUAUACCCAGGCUGGUCGGCGCGGGACAACUACGGGAAGAAGAAGAGACGGUCGAGGGAAAAGCACCAAGAAUCCAACUCAGAUAACUCUCUUCACUAUUCCUAGGAGGAAAAAGAAAUGCAUUCGGUACUUACCCGGAGAAGGCCGCUGCCCCAGCCCCGUUCCUUCCGAUGACAGUGCUCUAGGCUGCCCCAGGUCCCCAACUCCCCAGGAUUCGCCCUCGUACCUCCUGCUGCCCCACCUCCCCACAGAACUGCUUGCUAGCCCUGCAGAACCAGCGCCUACAUCACCAGGCCUCUCAGCCACUCUCAGCCUCUCAGCCCCCUCAGAGCGACCAGCAGAGUACACAGGUACAGCAACAGGAAUCUCAGAGACAGGCAGCCUAGCAUGCACAGGACACAUGGCUUCCUCCAGGGGCUCACCCUCUGAGAGGAGACGACAGAGUCCCAAAGCAGGUGGAAACCGGCCAGGGGGCCUGCUGGCUCCCUCCCACAGCUCAGGCCCUGGAGAUUUCAGAGUCUGCACAACUUCUGCCUAAACCUGGGGCCCUCAAUUCAAACUGCUCCAAGUGAUGGGAAUCAGAUCUGUGUUGUGUCAUUUCGUCAGGGGCAUCCCCCAUGCCUAGGGCAGGCUCCCUCCCUCUGUCUUGACAGCCAGAUGCCCCUGCCCCCCUUGCUUUUCCUCUAUAGGUCAUAGGUGGACUGGACUGAGCCCAGCUGCUUUCCGUACUCAUCCCCUCUACCACUGCCCCACCUUCCCUGUACCAGAUACUUCAUGGACCAAGAACCAGCUGGUUUACCAAACAACAUGUAAGCAUGGUCACAACCACAAAGCUCAAGAUGACACUGCUUCUCUCUUAAGGGCCUGGAGAAGCCCUGUUUACAGAAAUCCAUCUGCUAUCUGUAAGCUGAACCAAGGGAAGCUUCUGCCCACAUUCUUUUUAGCAGCUUUCAAUAAGUGAAUGGAAUAGGUUAGAUUUAGGCCUAUCAGCCCAGCAACUGGAAUAACCUGACACUACCUUACAGGCAAGUGUGGGUGGUUGAGCGUUUGUGGCUGUAGUUCAAAUUACUUGGAAAUGUUUCCUGAGAAAUUCAACCCCCUAAGGUGAAGGUGAAGUCGCUCAGUCGUGUCCGACUCUGCGACCCCGUGGACUGUAACGUACUAGAAGCCCUGAUACCUAAUGCCCUAGUCACUGGUUCAAGUCAUUUGUGGCUCAAAACCAGUGUGCAUCCUUCCCCACUUCUGACAGCCUUGUCCACAGAUCCAGUUCCAGCUUAUCCACAUCAGUCUAGCCAGCUCUUUAGACAGCUGUAAGAAAGGGCAAACCAAACCUCAAGACAGCCAGUACAUAUUUUCCAGUGUGUAAGCAGGCCAGCUUCAGUUUCCCUAUGGGGCUGCAGGAAGGAAGACCAUACAACUAAAGCAGGAGCCCAGAAAACCUCUAGUGGUGAACAUCGGGUUUUCACCACAGCCUACUUUAACCCAUUUCUGAGCCAAGCUUCAACCCUGAGCCUUAAAAAACAAACAUUUAAUUUAAUUUAGUUUUUUUUUUCUUUUUGCCUCCACUUCACUGUACGUAGCCUGAAUCCAAAGAGAAAGGGCUAUCCUUGUACCCACACACACCCCUCAACAAAAGCCUAGUUCCUACUUUAGCCACUGGCUUCUCAGAAUCCAAAGAUCGUAUGUUCUAGUGUAGUGCUGCAAGAAGUCUUGAGAGAAAAAAGGACCAUUGUAAUAUUCAAGAUAUUUUUGUAUUGUUAAUGCAUAUCACAGAAAAACUUUGAUAUGAGAAUAAAGAUACUUUUUACUGGG